This is a messenger RNA of Tachyglossus aculeatus (Australian echidna), 1586 nucleotides long. It is a transcript of the gene NUCB1, whose product is annotated as nucleobindin 1. Bases 25 to 1377 code for a protein of 450 amino acids. Gene Ontology annotation, cellular component: extracellular exosome; endoplasmic reticulum-Golgi intermediate compartment. The record is from RefSeq and is a predicted model, not a curated record. The transcript is spliced from 12 exons. NCBI's taxonomy places the organism in Eukaryota, Metazoa, Chordata, Mammalia, Monotremata, Tachyglossidae. Gene Ontology annotation, molecular function: calcium ion binding.
GGUGUCCGGUCCGGUGUCCCCGCCAUGGCCUCGCCCGCCCUGGUGGCCUUGGGCCUGUGGCUGCUGGUCCCCGCCGCCGCCGCCCUGCCCCUCGACAGGCCCGGAGCCAAAAAGGGCGACGAGCAGCCGACCGACACCCCGGACACCGGGCUAUAUUAUCACCGCUACCUGCAGGAAGUGAUCAACGUGCUGGAGACGGACGGACACUUCAAGGAGAAGCUACAGGCCGCCAACGCCGAGGACAUCAAGAAUGGCAAGCUGAGCCGGGAGUUGGAUUUCGUCAGCCACCAUAUCCGCACCAAGCUGGACGAGCUGAAGAGGCAGGAGGUGUCCCGGCUGCGAAUGCUGCUCAAGGCCAAGAUGGACGCCAUGCAGGAGCAGGAAGUACAGGUGGAUCACCUGAGUCUGUUGAAGCAGUUCGAUCACCUGGACCCACAGAACCAGCACAGGUUUGAGGCCCGAGACCUGGAGCUGCUGAUCCAGACGGCCACGCGGGACCUGGCCCAGUACGACGCGGCCCACCACGCCGAAUUCAAGCGCUACGAGAUGCUGAAGGAACACGAGCGGCGCCAGUACCUGGACUCCCUGGGCAGCGAGCGGCGGCGGGAGGAGGAGAGGCGUCUGCAGGAGCAACAGAAGCGCCACCGCCAGCACCCGAGGGUCAAUGUGCCUGGUAGCCGGGCCCAGCUGCAGGAAGUUUGGGAAGAGACAGAUGGUCUGGACCCCGCAGAGUUCAACCCCAAGACCUUCUUCCGGCUGCAUGACACCAACAGCGAUGGCGUUCUCGAUGAGCAGGAAUUGGAAGCGCUCUUCACCAAAGAGCUGGAGAAGGUCUACGACCCCAAGAAUGAGGACGAUGACAUGAGAGAGAUGGAGGAGGAGAGGCUGAGGAUGCGGGAGCAUGUGAUGAAGAACGUGGACACCAACCAUGACCGCCUGGUCACUCUGGAUGAAUUUCUGUCAUCCACUCAACGCAAGGAAUUCGCCGAGGCCGAAGGCUGGGAGACGGUGGAGGAGCAGCCCGUGUACACAGAGGAGGAGCUGGCGCGCUUCGAGGCGGAGCUGGUCGCCCGGGAGGCAGAACUGAGUGAACGCGCCGCUCAGCUGGGCCGGGAGCAUGAGGCCCUGAAGCGCUCCCAGGGCCAGCUGGAUGCCAAGAAGCAAGAACUGAAGCAGGCCGUUCUGCAGAUGGAGCAGCGGAAGCAGCAGCCUCCAGCACUCCAGGCCCCUGGCCCUGAGGGCCAACUUCUGUUCCAGCCCCAAGCAGGUGCCGGAGCCCCAGGCCCCCGGGACACCCUCCCCGCCUCGGCCAACCCCGAGCAGAGGCCUACACAGCCGCCUGGGGACCACCCACCUCAACCCGAUCAGCUCCAGUGACGACCCCCCACGCCCCCAGGUUGACAUCUCCACCCUCAUCACCCCUCAGUUGGCGACAUCUGCGGAAUCUCCUCUCUCCCGUCAAUCUCCCGGGACUGUGAGAAGCACUGCGGAGCCUGGGGGGGACCAGAAUGAGAGCCCUGGGGGCCGUUCAGGGGGCGAGGAACUCCAGGGCCAGCAGAGACCCCGGAAUAAAGACUCCUCCUCAA